AUGAGCUCUCAGCCGCUCCCAGCGCCCCGCCGCCGCUGCCCGCCGCUGCCGGCCGCCGAGCCUCUCCUCUUCCUGGCCACCCUGUCCCUCGGCCUGCAGGGUCCCCUGGCCACCCAGUACCUCUGGGACAGGCUGGGGGCCGAGCGGGGUUACAGCGGUCCCAACGGCAGCAGCCCCGCCGGCUGCGGGAACGGCAGCGCCCACGACGAUCCCCUGCGGCAGGAGGUGGAAGCGCUGGUCUCCCACUGGAACCUCUGUAUCAACCUGGGAGGUUUCUUCGUCGGUCUCUUCUCCGUGACUCUCUUCGGACCAUGGAGCGACAGCGUAGGCCGCCGGCCGGCGCUCAUCCUGCCGGCAGUGGGUAUGGCCGUGCAAGCGGCCAUCUAUCUUCUCGUCAUGUACCGGCAGCUGCACGUUGCCUACUUUCUCCUUGGACGCGUUUUGAGCGGCCUCAUGGGAGACUACAACCUGAUUCUGGCCAGCUGCUUCGCCUACGUGGCCGACACCAGCGACAGACGGGCGCGCACGUUUCGCGUCGCCAUCCUCGAGGCGUGCCUCGGCAUCGCGGGCAUGCUGGCCAGCGUCGGCGGCGGCCAGUGGCGCAAGGCUCAGGGGUACAUCAACCCCUUUUGGCUCGUGCUUGCUACUAGUCUUGCUGCCGCUCUCUACGCUGCUUUCUGUCUUCAGGAAUCGGUGAAGCAGCAGAAACCAGCCAAGCUGUUCACGCUCAGCCAUUACAAGGCCGUCUACAGGCUGUACGUGGCCCCAGAACGCUUGAGCUCCAGGAGGAAGCUUGCCCUUUACUCCCUGGCUUUCUUUCUUCUUGUCACUGUACAUUUUGGAUCCAGGGACCUCUUUGUUUUGUAUGAGCUUGGGUCCCCUCUCUGCUGGUCUGCUGACCUCAUUGGGUACGGCUCAGCCGCCAGUUACCUGGCUUACCUGAGCAGCCUGGGAGGGCUGCGGCUGCUGCAGCUCUGCCUUCAAGACACCUGGGUGGCAGAGAUAGGAUUGAUCUCCAACAUUUCUGGACUGGUUGUGAUUUCGCUUGCUACUACAACACCACUGAUGUUUACAGGUUAUGGGAUUCUGUUCCUUUCCAUGGCAGCCACUCCAGUCAUCAGAGCCAAGCUCUCCAAGCUGGUCAGUGAGAUGGAACAGGGUGCUCUCUUUGCUUCUGUUGCCUGUGUGGAAGGGCUGUGUUCACUUGUGGCUACAGGAGUGUUCAACUCUCUCUACCCUGCCAGCUUGCACUUCAUGAGGGGAUUCCCAUUUCUCUUCGGGGCUAUAAUUCUUCUUAUUCCAGCAGCUAUUAUUGGGUGGAUGGAAAUCUGGGACUCAAACCGGGACUACAGUCACUUCUCAGAUGCUUCCCUGUCCCCUACAGAUGACUGAGCAGCAACUUAGCAACAAGGAAUUGGCCAGCUCAGCAGUGUCCAUCUGAAGACUGCUCUUUAUUCUUGCCUUGAAGGACAGAUCAGUGUGGGAAGGACACC
Haliaeetus leucocephalus (bald eagle) is the source of this 1493-nucleotide messenger RNA. It is a transcript of the gene SLC46A1, whose product is annotated as solute carrier family 46 (folate transporter), member 1. The record is from RefSeq and is a predicted model, not a curated record. Gene Ontology annotation, cellular component: plasma membrane. NCBI's taxonomy places the organism in Eukaryota, Metazoa, Chordata, Aves, Accipitriformes, Accipitridae. Gene Ontology annotation, biological process: transmembrane transport. The coding region runs from base 1 to 1392 and encodes 463 amino acids. Gene Ontology annotation, molecular function: transmembrane transporter activity. The transcript has 6 exons.